Molecule: messenger RNA, 846 nt
Organism: Quercus robur (English oak)
Lineage: Eukaryota; Viridiplantae; Streptophyta; Magnoliopsida; Fagales; Fagaceae
Product: phosphatidylinositol N-acetylglucosaminyltransferase subunit P-like
Exons: 1
Coding region: 267-770 (167 amino acids)
Source: RefSeq, a predicted model, not a curated record
UUUAUCAAAUAUUAAGGUCCAACUUUAGGUCCUGAUGGGCCUCAAAUGGACCCAAAAAAACUGAAAAUAUGAUCAGGGCCAGAUUAGUUGCAACAAGGUUCAUGAUGCAUUUAUAGACCCAGGCAAAUCAACUAGGUUACCCAUCAUGAUUUAUAAUUUAUGAGCCGAACAAGAAACAACCUUUAUCUGAAGUUCUGAAGCCUCUGCCCCUCUCCCUCUCUCUCUCUUUCUUCUCAGUAAAUCUAGGUUUUUGUCAAGUGCAAGAAAUGGAAGAUCCUUAUUCUGUCAGUAGUCCCAGAAGAAUUCUGAGUCUGUCAAGGAAGAGAAGGGCAACUGUUUCCUCUUUGGAUGCAGAUGAGAGGACAUCUGGUUUUGGAGUUUCUGGAGAGCAUGGUCCCAAGCCAUCAGAAGUCUAUGGGUUUGUAGGUUCCAUUUCAACUGUUGUCGCUACAGUCAUUUUCUUUGUAUGGGCAUAUCUUCCAGAUUCUUGGCUACAUUCCGUUGGAAUCUCUUACUAUCCCAACAAGCAUUGGGCAUUGGCAGUGCCUGCUUAUUUUAUGGUGACGGUAGUAUUGGCAUUGGGAUUCUACAUUGGCCUUAACUUCAUGUCCACCCCUCCUCCAACUUCCUUCAACACAGUGUUUGAUGAAUUCAGCAGAGACCCAUUGAGCUCUGUUCCUUCAGUGGAUGGAGAUGAGCUGCCCAUUGAGUCAAUGUCCGAUAUCGGCAUCAAUAAAGUUAAUGAGCUCAUGUUUAAUAAUGUAAAUUGACAUUCCACAUUUUGUGGAAGAAAUGUAUACUAUUCUUCUAUUGAAUAUUUACAUGGGUGACUAUUUCUUUUUGCCA